Aspergillus novofumigatus IBT 16806 is the source of this 1969-nucleotide messenger RNA. RefSeq names its product putative MFS monosaccharide transporter (Hxt8) (gene hxt8). NCBI's taxonomy places the organism in Eukaryota, Fungi, Ascomycota, Eurotiomycetes, Eurotiales, Aspergillaceae. The transcript is spliced from 12 exons. The coding region runs from base 285 to 1796 and encodes 503 amino acids. The record is from RefSeq and is a predicted model, not a curated record. Gene Ontology annotation, cellular component: membrane. Gene Ontology annotation, biological process: transmembrane transport; carbohydrate transport. Gene Ontology annotation, molecular function: carbohydrate:proton symporter activity.
CCUGAAGCUAGACACACGAAGCUCGGUGUUAUCUACCCCAGAUUGAGUGACCCCAUGGGGGCCUGCUUCUCGGCCAUCCUCCGAGUGGGACUGACAGUUACACGCCCUCGGCUUCCUGUCGGACAGCAUACACCCGCCAAUCUAUUGCCUGUUUUGAUAUUCAUGGAGGUCGACAUAUAAAUGGCGGUGGAUGCUGGGGAUCUGCGCCUGUCCGACAAACUGUCGUCCUGCAUCUUGCAACCUCGGAACAUUCUUGCGGACUUUGUAAACUCGGAUUGUGCAAGAUGACGGAGUGGUAUACCUUGAGUAUUGCACUUUUCGCGGCCAUCGGGACAUUUCUUUUUGGCUUUGAUACAGGAAUAGCCACAACAACUAUUGCCCAUGGAAGCUGGAUCAACUAUAUGGGCCACCCGUCGGCCGGCCUUACCGGAGCGGGCCAGGUCGUCGCCGUUUACAUCGCCGGCGAGGCAGUCGGUGCCCUCACACAGACAGCGAUCGGCGAUAGACUGGGUCGACUUCGGUUCAUGGCCCUGAUGUGUGUGGUCGUGACGAUCGGAACCACUAUCCAAACAGCAUCAAUCAACAUUGGGAUGUUCCUGGCCGGUCGUGCCCUUGCUGGCUAUGCCGUUGGAGGAAUGGUAGCCACUGUACCCAUCUACCUCAGCGAGAUCUCAGACCCGCGCCAUCGAGGCCUCAUAGGUGGUAUCUCAGGUUGCGGCAUCUCCUUCGGAACCAUGGCAUCGAACUGGGUUGGCUUCGCCUGUAGCUUUGCGCCAUAUGGACCCGUGCAAUGGCGACUGCCGCUGGGCAUCCAGAUUCCCUGGGGCAUCAUCAUGUUCGUUGGACUGGUCACCUUCAUGCCAAACUCGCCGCGACAUUUGAUUCGCAACGGCAAGAUCGAGCAGGCGCGCAGCGAGUUCGUGCGGAUCCGGAGGGAUCUCCACUCGGAUGAUGUGCAUCGGGAGUUUGAGCUUAUGCUUGCGCAGAUCAACUACGAGAAGGAGCGGGGGAUCACUUCCUACCGGGAGAUCUUUCGCCUGUUCCGGCACCGUGUCUUGGUCUCGAUUGCCGUGCAGACGAUGACUAGUCUGACUGGCGUGAAUGUCAUCCAGUACUACCAAACAAUCCUCUACAAAUCCCUCGGCAUCGACUCGCACACCAUCCUGGCCCUAGCCGCCGUGUACGGCACAAUCGCCUUCCUCACCAACUGCCUCACAACCAAAUACCUCACUGACCAAUGGGGUCGCCGAAAAAUGAUCCUCACCGGCCUAGGCGGCAUAAUCCUCAUCGAAAUCUACGCCGCAGUCAUGCAGCGCGAAUUCCAAAACACAAAUAACCGCGUCGGAAAGGGCUUCGCCAUACUGGGUAUCUACCUGUUUGUAGUGACCUAUUACGGCAUGCUAAACAGCACAACCUGGCUCUACGGCGCCGAGGUCCUCCCCAUCGCGCUGCGAAGUAAGGUAAUGGGUCUAGCGGCCGCGUCGCAUUUUAUCGUCAAUGUAGCUGUCACCGAAGCAGGGCCCAGUGCGUUUGCGAACAUCCACGAGAACUACUACUAUGUCUUCGUGGCGUGUACGGCGUUCUUUUUCGUGGUGGCGUAUUUCUAUUUCCCUGAGACGAAGCAGAAGACUCUCGAGGAGAUUGCUGCGUCUUUUGGUGAUAAGGUGAUUCUACCUGAGGAUCAGGGUGAUGAGCAAGGCGAGGACGAAGAGGAUGAGGAAGAGGAUGUGAAGAAGGUCAAGUCGAAUUCUCAGCGAAUUGAGGUGGCUGUGGCUGGAAGAGAUGAUUCUGUUUAAUCUUGAUGUUUCAUAGUGAUUACGUUUGAUGGUCUGUCGUGAGGGAUAUGCGUGUCUGCGGAGUCGAACAAGUCAUGCCAAAGUGCUUGCCGCACGCUGUCCGAGUACCUCUGACCAGUGUAUAUGCACAAUGGUUCGUCAACGGCUGGAAGACCUUCCAUAAGUGCCUCGUC